Dreissena polymorpha is the source of this 1366-nucleotide messenger RNA. RefSeq lists its product as uncharacterized. Lineage: Eukaryota; Metazoa; Mollusca; Bivalvia; Myida; Dreissenidae. Gene Ontology annotation, biological process: cell-matrix adhesion. Gene Ontology annotation, molecular function: calcium ion binding. The record is from RefSeq and is a predicted model, not a curated record. The transcript has 13 exons. Bases 67 to 1329 code for a protein of 420 amino acids. Gene Ontology annotation, cellular component: lysosome; extracellular region.
UAUUUAGGCCACAUAUAUACGGGCGCUCGUAGAUCAGUAGUCUUCAUCGCUCUACUCCCAUUAACCAUGAAGGCAGUUUGCGCUCUCCUGGCUUUGGUCACGUAUUGUGCAGCCCAGACGCCGACUCCAUGCGAGUCACCCAAGCAAUGGGAAGGCAGACUGUACAGGAGCGACCGCACCCAUAAUACGAAUGUGCUGGCGAAAAUCAGCUAUGACGAGGUGAACCAGCGCGGACGCAUUAUCGAGGAGGUGCAAGAGGGGUCCACGCAGAGUUUCUACGACGUCCUUUUCAUUCACAGCGUUAACAAGGAAUACAGACUCGAUCUUAAGACGAGGAAAUGCAACGUUACAAACCUCGAUAGACCCUUCCGGCCAAUGGGCGUGCCUCCGUUUGCCAGGUUCCUGUUUGAGGCUACGAUUGGCGCUGCCGGAUUUCCGGGGGAGUCGCUCAUUGCACAGACCUGGGACGGAGAGUUCGAGGAUAAAUCCCGCUUCAUUGUUUCAACCACGUAUCCGGACUGUGUACCUCUCAACAGCGGUUACUUCUCCAACUCAACGGGAUUCAUACAAGACAAUUUCUUCGACAUAACAGUAGGAAUUUCUGAUCCAAGUGUCUUCAUUCCACCCACAGAAUGCGGCAUGUACUCGGAAGGGAUUCCAGCAGCACCGAUCGUGGCCUCGAACACGAAGCGAGCGUCCGGGGGGAUUCCGAUUGUGCGGAAUGGAUCCGAGUUUCUGACGGACCUCAAAAUGAAAUUCAUGCUCGCCUUUUUCGCUUUGGUUGCAUUCUGUGGAGCGCAGAAACCAACACCUUGCAAUUCACCUGAACAGUGGGAGGGACGCAUAUACAGGAGCGACAAAUCGAAGGCGUUCACGGAGUUCGGUCGCGUUAGCUACGACCAGAGGAACAUGCGUGUGCGCAUAAUCGAGGAGAGGGAGGUGGGCUCAACCAAGGACUACUACGACACUCUGUACCUCCACAACAUCCAACGCAAGUAUAGGCUGGACUUGACGACGCGCAAGUGUAACGUCACCGAUCUAACCGACCCAUUCCGUCCGUUCGGCGUCCCUCCUUUCGCCAGGUUCUUGUUUGAGGCUGAAGUAGGUGCCGCCGGAGUUCCCGGAGAGUCGCUCGUUGCUCAGACCUGGGACGGAGAGUUCGAGGAUCAUUCGAAGUUCAUGAUAACUGCCACAUACCCCGACUGUGUCCCGAUCACUUCCGUUUUCUUCUCCAACGACACUGGGUUCGUUUCGUCAGAUUUUUACGACAUCACAGCUGGCAUAUCUGAUCCCAUGGUUUUCAUCCCUCCCAUCGAAUGCAACAUGUAGAUGUUAGCUUUCUUAAUUAAACAAUAUUAUGAUUGCA